Balaenoptera musculus (blue whale) is the source of this 921-nucleotide messenger RNA. Its product is annotated as putative olfactory receptor 10J6. The record is from RefSeq and is a predicted model, not a curated record. Gene Ontology annotation, biological process: G protein-coupled receptor signaling pathway. Gene Ontology annotation, cellular component: membrane. NCBI's taxonomy places the organism in Eukaryota, Metazoa, Chordata, Mammalia, Artiodactyla, Balaenopteridae. Gene Ontology annotation, molecular function: olfactory receptor activity; G protein-coupled receptor activity.
AUGCAGAGAAAAAACCUCACAGAAGUGACAGAGUUCAUUUUCCUAGGAUUCUCCAGAUUCCAUGAACACCAGAUCACCCUCUUUGCAGUUUUUCUCAUCCUGUAUACAUUAACCCUGGCUGGCAAUGCCAUCAUCGUGACAAUUAUCCACAUUGAUCAUCACCUCCACAUGCCCAUAUACUUCUUCCUGAUCAUCCUGGCCAGUUCAGAGACUGUGUACACACCAGUCACCAUUCCACGGAUGCUCUCCAGCCUCACAGCCCAGAACCAGCCAAUCUCCUUGGCAGGUUGUACCACCCAAAUGUUCUUCUUUGUUACCUUAGCCAAGCACUGCUUUCUGCUCACAGUGGUGGGAUAUGACCACUGUGUGGCCAUCUGCAACCCACUGAGAUACACACUCAUCAUGAGCAAGAGGGUGUGUGUCCAGCUGAUGUGUGGAGCCUUCAGCAUUGGCAUGGCAGCUGUCCAGGUGACAUCCAUAUUUACCUAACCAUUUUGUCACAGAGUGGUUGGUCAUUUCUUCUGUGACAUCCUCCCUGCCAUGAAACUCUCCUGUAUUGAUACCACUGUCAAUGAGAUCAUCAAUUUUGUUGUCAGUUUAUCGGUGAUCCUGGUUCCCAUGGGCCUGGUCUUCAUCUCCUACGUUCUUAUCAUCUCCACCAUCCUCAAUAUCGCCUCAGCCGUGGGCCAGAAGAAGGCCUUUGCCACAUGUGCCUCCCACCUCACCAUGGUCAUGGUCCACUACAGCUGUGCCUCCACUGCCUACCUCAAGCCUAAGUCAGAAAAUUCUGUAGAACAAGACCUCCUUCUCUCAGUGACCUACACCAUCAUCACUCCCCUGCUGAACCCUGUUGUUUACAGUCUGAGGAACAAGGAGGUCAAGGAUGCCCUACGCAGAGCUGUGGGCAGAAACAUUUCUUAA